Fomitopsis serialis is the source of this 2196-nucleotide messenger RNA. Its product is annotated as SWIRM domain-containing protein. The transcript is spliced from 2 exons. Gene Ontology annotation, biological process: positive regulation of DNA-templated transcription. The record is from RefSeq and is a predicted model, not a curated record. NCBI's taxonomy places the organism in Eukaryota, Fungi, Basidiomycota, Agaricomycetes, Polyporales, Fomitopsidaceae. Gene Ontology annotation, molecular function: histone binding; zinc ion binding; DNA binding. Gene Ontology annotation, cellular component: SWI/SNF complex. The coding region runs from base 1 to 2196 and encodes 731 amino acids.
AUGUCCUCGCCGAAGCGUACCGCCUCGCCACAACCAAGCAAUCCCGACGCGAAGCGGAUCCGACUGACUGUAAACCAAGGGGCGACACCAGUCGACCCUGACAAUGCUGCUGGAAAACGAAGCGAACUAGAACCCGUCCAAGGAGGAGACGUCGGGAAUCUUCCCCCGCCAGAUGCGCCUGCAAGUUCAAGCGAGCCUGCCUCAGCGGUCCCUGCGCGCUUGCUAAAGGGGGAAGGAGAAGAGGAUGGCGGAGACGUGUCCAUGGCGGAGGGCGGCGACGCGGGUGACGAGGAGGCAGAGUCAGCAGAUGAGAACGACGAGGAAGACCCCGCUCAGCUUGAGGCGACAAGGCUACGACUCGAGGACCAAGCACGAAAGUAUCUCGCUGCCCAGACGCACGAAGUCAUUAUACCCUCGUAUUCCGCUUGGUUCGACAUGUCCAAGAUACACCCAAUUGAGCGGCGUGCCCUUCCCGAAUACUUCAACUCUCGGCACCGAUCGAAAACGCCUUCGAUCUACAAAGACUACCGCGACUUCAUGGUCAACACAUACCGGCUGCGACCCACCGAGUAUCUCACUGUGACUGCGUGUCGCAGAAACCUCGCAGGAGACGUAUGCGCGAUCAUGCGGGUGCACGCGUUCCUCGAGCAAUGGGGCCUCAUCAACUACCAGAUCGACCCGGACCAACGGCCAGCUGCUCUGGCACCCCCCUUCACCGGCCACUUCCGUGUCAUUCUUGACACGCCACGGGGCCUCCAAUCCCUGCACCCAGGGACGAAGCCACCAAAUCCACCAAAUCCAGCCGGCGGUGCGCCCACCGUCAACGGCGCAGCGAAGCCAGCAUCGACCCCUACUCUCGCCUCCCUCGAGCUCCGCUCGUCUAUCUACCAGACCACCUCAAAAUCGUCACGCGAAGUGAGCGCAGGCGAAGCGAGCGCCCUCGCCAGCACCGCGAACGGACUUAACGGCGUCGAGCGGCAGAUAGCGGUCAAGUACCAAUGCGACACGUGUGGGGUCGACUGUACGGCGGAGCGGUACCACUCGCUCAAGCAGAAGAACUUUGAGCUCUGCCCGCCAUGCUAUCUCGACGGGCGCUUCCCCUCGACGAUGUUCAGCGGUGACUUUGUGAAGCUCACAGCCGCGUCGAACGCAGGCGGCCUACAACACGGGAGUGGCACUGGUGCGGACGACGACUGGACGGACCAGGAAAUCUUGCUCCUGCUCGAGGGUGUGGAGAUGUACGACGACGACUGGUCGGCAGUCGAGGAGCACGUCGGCUCGAGAUCUGCCCAGCAGUGCAUCCGCAAGUUCUUGCAGCUCCCGAUCGAGGACCCGUAUGUCCAGACGGAGGGUAACAUGGGCCCAUUGCGAUAUGCGCGGCUGCCCUUCGAGCAGGCGGACAACCCCGUCAUGAGCGUAGUCGCCUUCCUGGCUGGCGUGAUUAACCCUGGCGUUGCUGCGGAAGCAGCUAAGACAGCUCUCCACGCGCUCACCGAUGGCGAUAAGGAGGAGACGGAGGAGGGCAAGACGGAAGAGAAGCCUGCGGAGGGCGGAGAGACGGAGGUAGGGAAUUCGAGUGCCGAGAAGUUCAGCGAGGAUCGUAUGGACGAGGACGCGCCAAAAGAUACAUCUUCCGCUCAGCCUGGUGAAUCCACCGGCGGCGAGAAUUCAACGGCACAAGAGACGUCUGGAGACUCGAUGGUUGUCGACUCUGAGUCCGCACCGCCAAAACCCACUGCCACCCUUCCUCACUCGAAGGUGCAACGCGCAGCGGCUCUGGCACUCAAGUCGUCCGCGAAAGCAGCAAACGCGCUCGCAGACGCCGAGGACAAUCAGAUCAAGUCCACGAUCGCGACGCUGAUCAAGCUCACGCUGACCAAGCUCGAGCUGAAGAUGGCGCAGUUCGAGGAACUCGAGGAGCUGCUCGAGGACGAGCGGCGGAGUCUCGAAAGCGCACGGAUGGCGCUCGUCAGCGAGCGGGUCGGCCUGCGGAAGAUGCUCGAGAACGUGCGCUCUGAGCUCACAAAGAACGCGAACGGCGGCUCGCCUGCCAACCUCGUCGGUGCUGCCCAGCAGGCACAGACGGCCUUGGCUACGAACGGUCAAGGCGCGAGAGUUAACGAGGUGCCUGCUGGUACGCCUCUGGACGCCACCUCCGGUCCUAUCCCUGGUGGGAACGUCGCGCAGCUGAGUUGA